CCCCAGACAUUGUUGGGUGCAAGCUGCUGAUCUGUGGCAAUGGCGGUGUGGCGUUGCACAGCGACCUUUGCCACAGCCGAGCCCAGAAGCGAUCCCUGCAUUUCAAGGCAACUCUGCGUCAAGUCGUCGAGUUGGAGAACGGCCUCUAAAUUUGAUGCUUCCUCCUGUACAGUUGGGCGUCCGAUUGUUUGUCAUUUAAUUCUGCUUUUAUUUUCUCUCUCUCUGAUUAAAUGCCCUUGGGAUUUCAUUUGACGCCUGGUAUGAGCCUUUCUUGCAGAUACCAAUAAUAGACAUCUAUAGACAUUCUAGCACUGCAAAAUCCCA
Messenger RNA from Xylona heveae TC161, 324 nucleotides. RefSeq lists its product as hypothetical. The record is from RefSeq and is a predicted model, not a curated record. Lineage: Eukaryota; Fungi; Ascomycota; Xylonomycetes; Xylonales; Xylonaceae. The transcript has a single exon. Bases 40 to 252 code for a protein of 70 amino acids.